Messenger RNA from Magnolia sinica, 2882 nucleotides. RefSeq names its product G-type lectin S-receptor-like serine/threonine-protein kinase At4g03230. The coding region runs from base 66 to 2519 and encodes 817 amino acids. NCBI's taxonomy places the organism in Eukaryota, Viridiplantae, Streptophyta, Magnoliopsida, Magnoliales, Magnoliaceae. The transcript is spliced from 7 exons. Gene Ontology annotation, biological process: recognition of pollen; protein phosphorylation. The record is from RefSeq and is a predicted model, not a curated record. Gene Ontology annotation, molecular function: protein serine/threonine kinase activity; ATP binding.
UAAUAAUAUAAAACUUAUACAUAUGACAAUUCCAUAAGAAGCGUAGCAGUUUGUAUCCCGAGUACAUGGCUUUUCUUCUCCGAUUUUCACACUCAUUAUUCAUUUCAUUUUUUCUCUUUCGAUUCUGCACCCCAAUCGACACCAUAAUUCCAACUCACGCCAUCGAUGACGGUGAAACCCUAGUUUCAGCCGGGAAGAAAUUUGUAUUAGGGUUCUUCAGCCCCAGCAAUUCAAACAACCGUUAUAUUGGCAUAUGGUACAACAACGUCCCGGAGCAAACGGUCUUGUGGGUUGCCAACAGAGAAAACCCGCUUCCAAAUUCAUCCGGUGUACUCGCAAUCAUCAACGGUGAUCUAGUACUCUUGGAUGCAAGGCGUGGUACUGUGUGGUCGGCAAUGAAUGACUCAAAUGUCACAAAUUAUUCAAGUGCAAGGCUACUGGAUUCAGGUAAUUUAGUGUUAAGUGAUAAUGAAGGGAGGGUAUUGUGGGAGAGCUUUGAUCAUCCAACCGACACAUCGUUACCAGGCAUGAAACUCGGCGUGGACAGGAGAACCAGCAUAGACCGGUACCUAACAUCAUGGAAGUCCCCCAAUGAUCCAGCACACGGGGAAUUCUCAUUCCGGCUUGAUUCACAAGGCCUGCCCCAGUACAUUCUAUGGAAGGGAUCAGAACGGGUUUGGCGAAGCGGGCCGUGGAACGGGCAGCGGUUCAGUGGCGUGCCGGGGAUGAAUCUAAACUUCAUAUUCAAUUUCCGUUACGUUGCCAAUGAAUACGAGACUUACUUCACGUAUGAUCUCUACAAUGCGUCGGUUAUCUCAAGGAUGGUGUUGAAUGGAUCCGGUGAACUCCAACGACUGACAUGGAUAGAUAGGAACCAUCGAUGGAAUCUGUUCUGGGCCAUCCCGGGGGAACGCUGCGAUCAAUAUGCUCAAUGUGGCACGUAUGCUGGCUGCAACGCGAAUCAGGCGCAGUCGUGUGAAUGUUUGCAUGGGUUCGAGCCCAGGUCACCUCAGGACUGGUAUUUGAGAGAUGGGUCGGAUGGGUGUGUGAGGAGAAGACCAUUGGAGUGUGAGAAGGGAGAUGGCUUCUUCAAGUUGGCACAUGCGAAGUUGCCUGAUACUCUGCACGCUCGAGUUGACACACGUGCCAGCCUGAAGGAGUGUGAAGAUCAGUGUUUGAAGAAUUGUUCUUGCACGGCUUAUUCUAGUGCUGAUAUUAAUGGAGGUGGGAGUGGGUGUAUGAUGUGGAGUGGAGAUUUAAUUGAUCUCGAGGUGUAUUCUGAUGGAGGGCAGGAUAUCUACGUACGUGUGGCUGCUUCUGAGCUAGAUUCCAAACGCCUAGUCAGCAAGAAGAGGAUGAUGAUUCUAAUAAUAACAAUCAUUUUGGGGGCGAUUCUCUUUGCUUUUUGUGGUUGUUGCUUGUGGCAGAGACAGAAAACAAGGGAAGGUAGCGGGGAAAAUGAAAGUAACCAUGGAAUCAAUGAAAUUGAGCUUGAAGAAAGUACAAGGGGAUCAGAAUUGCCAUUAUUCGAUCUACAUGUUGUAGCGGCCGCUACGAAUAAUUUCUCCAGUGAAAAUAAGCUUGGUGAGGGCGGGUUUGGCCCCGUAUAUAAGGGUAAGCUGAUGAAUGGUGAGGAAAUAGCGGUGAAGAGGCUUUGUAAGAAUUCUGGGCAAGGGAGUGAAGAAUUCAGAAAUGAGAUUUUGUUGAUUGCGAAACUUCAACACAGGAAUCUUGUUAGGAUUAUUGGCUGCUGCGCUCAAGGAGAGGAAAAGAUGUUGAUCUAUGAGUACAUGAGAAACAAAAGCUUGGACUGGUUUAUUUUUGAUGAAACAAGGAGAGUGUUACUGGAUUGGAGACAGCGGUUUAAUAUUAUCAUGGGGAUCGCUCGUGGGGUUUUGUAUCUUCAUCAAGAUUCUAGACUUCGAAUUAUUCAUAGGGAUCUGAAGGCCAGCAAUGUUCUUCUAGACAAUGAGAUGAAUCCUAGAAUCUCAGAUUUUGGUAUGGCAAGGUUAUUUGGUGGAAAUCAGACUCAAGCAAACACUAAUAGGGUGGUUGGGACAUAUGGCUACAUGUCUCCAGAAUAUGCCAUGGAUGGGCUUUUCUCCGUGAAAUCAGAUGUCUUUAGCUUUGGGGUAAUACUGCUAGAGAUCAUUAAUGGCAAGAGGAACAACAACUAUUUUAGUGACGAUCCUUCGCAGAAUUUGAUAAGAUAUGCAUGGGAGCUGUGGAAUGAAGGCAGAUGUUUGGAGCUGGUCGAUUCGUGGAUGCUCAGUUCUUGUCCCACUAACGAACUUCAAAGAUGCAUUCAAGUGGGGCUGUUGUGUGUGCAGGAAAAUGCAAAGGAUAGACCAACCAUGGCAUCUGUUGUUUUCAUGCUUGGUAUCGAUACAGCCAUGCCUACCCCUAAGCAACCUGCAUUCUGUGUUCAGAAAAGCUUCAACAGCAAAGACUCAUCUACCAGCAGAACCGGCUCAUGUACCAUCAAUGAAGUCAGUAUUACAGAUUUACAAGCUCAGUAGCGGUUGGAAGUCUCGGUGACUAGUUUUGUAUUCAUCAAUGAUAUUGAACUCUUCUAAGGGUGUGGUUUGAAAUGAGAUGUAAGAAAGAUGCAAUAUUUUUUGAGUAACUGAGAUUAAUGAGAGGUCGACAUUGUGGACAACCAACUCUACAAUAUGGAGCCGUUGUGCCCAUUUGAUUCCGGUCAAAGGUCUAAUGUCGAAAACUUUCCCUUAAUCUCUUCCAGAUAACAUUUUCCAGAACAUUGAGUAUUCUCUACUUAGGUGUUAUCUUAUCAAAAAAUCCAAAGAGUUGUGUUAUUUUCUGGUGAUGUUUGUAUGUAGAAAGUUGUGUUUGGUUGCUCCAAAUAUAGUGAAAUUUCAUGA